This is a messenger RNA of Drosophila albomicans, 1399 nucleotides long. RefSeq names its product phenoloxidase-activating factor 2. Gene Ontology annotation, biological process: proteolysis. NCBI's taxonomy places the organism in Eukaryota, Metazoa, Arthropoda, Insecta, Diptera, Drosophilidae. Gene Ontology annotation, molecular function: serine-type endopeptidase activity. The transcript has 4 exons. Bases 30 to 1244 code for a protein of 404 amino acids. The record is from RefSeq and is a predicted model, not a curated record.
AAAUCGAUUUAGUCGACAUUUGUGAGGCGAUGAAUACAUUACACUUGCUGCCACCUGUUGCCCUGCUCUUCCACCUGCUGCUCCACGUGCUCAUCACUGGAGUGCAGAGCUGGAGUUUUGGAUCUCCCGAUUCGUUGUCAGAGCAACGUGCUCCACAGCCGAGUGACGAUGGGAACUACGCUAAUCAUACGCUGCUCACACGUCAGCUGGUUGUGGGCACUUUGUUGCCACCUCAAGUGCCACAACAGGUGCCCUGGCCUCAGAUUCCUUCCAUUGUGACGCCAGGCACCACAAAUUGCCGCUGCGUGCCAGCUGCGUCUUGUCCCAAUCCUCUGCCCACGCCGCCCAACGAUGGCAGCGGACAGCUGGACAUACGCAUAGUGAACAACGGAGGCUUGCCCACGGCGGGCACUACGGCGUCUCCCUUGAGCUGCAGCUAUGGUUUGGUGGCUUGUUGCCAGGCAGGAAGCUAUCAAUGCGGACUACGCUUUCCGCCGCCGCCGGGUGCGUCGCUAGCGAGUCCUGGCCAGGCCAGCUUUGGUGCUUAUCCGUGGCAGGCAGCGCUGCUGACCACAGCGGAUGUUUAUCUGGGUGGAGGAGCACUGAUUACAGCGCAACAUGUGCUCACAGCUGCUCACAAGGUCUACAACUUGGCUUUAACCUCCUUUAAGGUGCGCCUCGGAGAAUGGGAUGCCUCAGGGACAGCCGAACCAAUUCCCGCCCAGGAUGUCUACAUCUCCAACGUGUAUGUGAAUCCUGCCUUCAAUCCCAACAAUCUGCAGAACGAUGUCGCUAUUCUGAAGCUGGCCACAGUUGUCUCGCUCACCAGUCGUUCCACCGUGGGCACAAUUUGUCUGCCCACCACCAGCUUUGUGGGGCAACGGUGUUGGGUCGCAGGUUGGGGUAAGAACGACUUUGGGCCAACGGGCGCUUAUCAGGCGAUUAUGCGGCAAGUCGAUGUGCCUCUCAUACCUAAUGCCGACUGCCAGACAGCGCUGCGUGCCACGCGCCUUGGCUCCUCCUUUGUGCUCAGCCCCACGAGUUUCAUUUGCGCCGGCGGCGAAGCUGGCAAGGAUGCAUGCACUGGCGAUGGCGGCUCGCCGCUGGUUUGUACCAAUAAUGGCGUGUGGUAUGUGGUUGGUUUAGUCGCCUGGGGCAUUGGUUGUGGACAAGCAAAUGUGCCGGGCGUCUACGUCAAUGUGGGCACCUACUUGCCUUGGGUGCAAACAACGCUCACACUUUAAGUGGAGAAGGCGUUAAGCAAUGAUAAAUUUAAGUCUUCAAACAAAUUCACCGUAUAUAAUUUAGUUUAGUUAUUAUUACAAUAUAUUAUGUUUAAUAUAUCUUAAAAGAAACAAACUGCUAAAGCUAACACUUAAUAUAAGCUCAUGUAAGUCCA